AUGUGUGAUUUUUUUGAGGACACCUCAGCCAAAGUGGACUGCCAGUUUGGCAACUAUGCCCUCCUCAGUAACAUCGGGAGGGGCUCCUUUGGACAGGUGCGAGUGGCCCGGCACCUCCUAACCAGCAUGAAGGUGGCGGUGAAAAUAGUCAACUGUGAAGAUCCCGCAGACGUGGCCGAAGAAAUUUAUUGUCUGAAAGAACUAAACCACCCGAACAUCAUAAAAUUAUUUGAGGUGGUCAACACCAACCACCAGGUAUACAUGUUUAUGGAAUAUGCCUGGGGAGCCCCAUUCCGGCAGCUGCUGUCGGCCGUCCAGUACUGUCACCAAAAACAUAUCGUCCACCGGGACAUAAAACCCGAAAACAUCCUGCUGGACAUUGGGUUGAAUAUAAAACUGGCUGACUUCGGACUGAGUGCUGUGUUCAUGGAGGAAAAACUCAGCACCUUCUGUGGCACUCCCAACUAUAAGGCCCCAGAAUUGUUCCAGCUUGAACCAUACGACGGCCCGAAGGUGGACGUCUGGAGCAUGGGAGUCGUGCUCUACAAGAUGCUGACCGGAGUACGUCCGUUUGUGGGAGAAACCUUGGAACAACUCACGGAGCACAUCUUGAGUGGGGACUUUUCUAUUCCGUCUUUUCUAUCUGUACCGUGCCACACACUAUUAAAGACGAUGAUCGACAUCGACCCCGGCCGAAGACCGACCCUGGGAAUUAUUAUGCAAGAUGGCUGGGUGAAUAUCGGGGAGGCAGAGGAAAUGACCCCAUACAUAGAACCACCGUGAACUGACAUAGACCCCCAGGUCACUGACAUCAUGAGG
Myotis daubentonii (Daubenton's bat) is the source of this 819-nucleotide messenger RNA. Its product is annotated as serine/threonine-protein kinase MARK2-like. The record is from RefSeq and is a predicted model, not a curated record. Gene Ontology annotation, biological process: intracellular signal transduction; protein phosphorylation. Gene Ontology annotation, molecular function: protein serine/threonine kinase activity; ATP binding. Gene Ontology annotation, cellular component: cytoplasm. NCBI's taxonomy places the organism in Eukaryota, Metazoa, Chordata, Mammalia, Chiroptera, Vespertilionidae. The transcript has 2 exons. The coding region runs from base 1 to 783 and encodes 260 amino acids.